AUGGCAUAUACUUAUCUUUCCAAUAAUUCAGGGCAGACAUCUUCUUUACCAAGCCGAAGAGUGAAGACUCUCAGAAAUCUUAUGGCAAGGGAGAACGAAACACCUAUCUCAGUCUCGUACACUGGCGGAGGACAAGGAUUGAAGACACAUCUCGUUGCGAAUACUCCUAUGCGCACUCACGCCAUUCUUACCAAGUAUACUUCUCUUCGUAACUACUAUUCGAUGUUUGGCAGCAUUUCCCCUCCAGCUUUUGAGGUAGUGGGCGUCUACUCGAUGCUACUCCAGGAAGCUUACCUGAAUUACAAGACUAUCACCAUGGAUCUUCAGGUUCUCGCAUUCGAAGUCUUUUCGGGCCAAAAAGAGAAGGCUCGUGAAGCAGCUAAGAGGAAAAAGGCGGUUGAUGUCGCGACCAAGGGCCUACCUGCUCCUGCUGACGAAGCUGACUCCAAGUCUGAUAGUGACAUGCCAACUUCGGAGUCAAAGCAGGAGGAUGUUAAGAAUUCUGAGAAUACUCAGACAAAGGAGCUAGAGAAGAAGACCGAGGAGGCACCUGAGACAGCCCUCAAAGAUGCUACGGCGAAGAAGUCCCCCGGACACAACCACUCGCGGCCCAUUAAGGCUACCAAGGAGUACAAGUCUACCCUUCAAGGCCUUAAAGAUGCUAGUAGUAUAAUAAGCACUCUUUUUGAUAAUCGAAUUCAGCCACACAUGAGCCCGUUCCUAUUCAAGGAAUUUCUCCCAGUCGGGCAGCCUGUUGCACCAGAAGAGGAACAAGAUCAGAAGUUGACGAACAUAACCGACCGCAUUGAUAUGGUAAAAGCACAAAAGAACGAUGAUGCUCUGUGA
Molecule: messenger RNA, 846 nt
Organism: Fusarium redolens
Lineage: Eukaryota; Fungi; Ascomycota; Sordariomycetes; Hypocreales; Nectriaceae
Exons: 6
Coding region: 1-846 (281 amino acids)
Source: RefSeq, a predicted model, not a curated record